This is a messenger RNA of Orbicella faveolata, 2124 nucleotides long. RefSeq names its product sodium/potassium/calcium exchanger 3-like. The record is from RefSeq and is a predicted model, not a curated record. Gene Ontology annotation, molecular function: calcium channel activity; calcium, potassium:sodium antiporter activity. Lineage: Eukaryota; Metazoa; Cnidaria; Anthozoa; Scleractinia; Merulinidae. Gene Ontology annotation, cellular component: plasma membrane. Gene Ontology annotation, biological process: calcium ion transmembrane transport; intracellular calcium ion homeostasis.
ACGCGAUCUUAGCUUCAUGUCACGCACCGCCAUAACUCCGAAAUUUAAAAUGCACUGGUUUCCAAACGAAAGACGCUGUUGAGCUGGAAACUUGUAAGCGGAUAUCAAUUUAGUACCUCUUAUGUCUGACCUUUAGGGGAUCUUUAGUUUGGGAUUUGAGAAUUUGAUGACGUCACGUGACCACACUCUAUUCCACUGACGGAGUAGAGCUGAGAAGAGCGAAUACGUUGUGGUUAGAGAAUGAUAAUCCCCACCCCUACCCCUGCUGAAAAAUUUUCACUUUUGCACCAAAUUGAAAAUCACGAAACACGUUUUUUUCGCCUGAAAUCGUAUGUGCAGGUCUUACCGAAACAUGGCUCGAGAAGGAAAGAUUUUAACCCGAUAUGCUUUGGUAGUUGUUCUCGCCUGUUUCAUGUACCCAAGUUUGCUCUACAAGUCGAUAUCGCCCAUGACACGAAAAACUGAUUUAGUACUUGAACGUUCCACUCGAGAGGCGAGAUCGACCGAGCUUGAACGAAGCAAAAUCUCAGCGCCGCCUCAGAACUGCGUUAAACCCUCUAUAGACGAAUUCCCCGAUGAUUUCAUGACUCAGUACCAGCGAAGAGAGCAAGGAGGCGUCGUUAUUCAUUUCCUUCUGGCCAUUUACAUGUUCGGUGCCUUGGCUGUGGUGUGCGACGACUAUUUCGUUCCUUCAUUGGAACAGAUCACCAAAAAGUUGAACAUAGAUUCUGAUGUUGCCGGUGCGACCUUCAUGGCUGCUGGAAGCUCUGCCCCUGAGCUGUUUACCUCAGUUAUUGGCGUUUUUAUUACAAAGAGCGACGUUGGCCUAGGAACUAUUGUGGGAUCCGCGGUAUUCAAUAUUCUUUUCAUUGUUGCGAUAUGCGGUUUGUUCGCUGGAUCUGCGCUUCGCCUUACGCCUUGGCCUCUGUUGCGUGACUGUACAUGUUACUUGUUGAGUAUCGCGGCCUUGAUCGCAAUCAGUUACGACAAGAAAGUUUACUGGUACGAGGCUGUAGUCCUGGUGACCAUGUACCUCCUGUACGUGGUUAUCAUGUACUUUAACACAAGCCUUGAAGGUUGCUUUGAGAGGCUAACAAGAAUUAACAAUGGAGAAACUGAUAUUGAAAGAAAUGGCAGAGGUAGCGAUGAAGAGCAAUCCCUCUUGAGAGGCGAUGCUGGGGAUGGCGAAGAAAGGUUAAAUCCUUCCGGUGCUGCAGAGGAAGUUAAAAUUAUCGACCAAAGUGACGAGUCGCCAUUUUCAAUGCCCCAGGGGUUCGUUUCACGAGUCUUGUGGAUCUUGGCGUUACCAGUCGCAUGUUUGUGUUACGUCACAAUUCCCGACUGCCGCAGUGACAAAUGGGAGAAGUGGUAUCUCGUCUCAUUCUUUGUAUCGGUGGUGUGGAUUGCAUUACUCUCCUAUGUUUUGGUUUGGAUGGUGACAAUCAUAGGCUUCACACUUGGAAUCCCAGAUGUCAUCAUGGGCCUCACAUUUCUGGCUGCAGGGAGCAGUGUGCCUGAUGGGAUAUCUAGCCUGAUUGUUGCACGUCAAGGAGAUGGUGACAUGGCUGUCUCUAACACAGUAGGCAGCAAUGUUUUUGACAUUUUACUGUGCCUCGGACUCCCUUGGCUACUGAAGACGUCAGCUGUGGACCCAGGAGGUUAUGUUGCUGUCCUGAGUGGCAGCAUAAUUUACACAUCAAUAUCUCUAUUUGGCACUGUGUUUGUGACCAUAUUUCUGGUAGUAGCAAACAAAUGGCAUUUAAAUAAGUGCCUUGGAAUGGCAUUUCUUAUUAUUUACUUAGUCUUCAUUACAGUCGCAACUCUCUUUGAACUUGAUUUGAUUGGGGAUUAUAACCUUCCAACAUGUAAGACAUAGCAGAAAAGCGGCCACAGGCCAUAACUUCUGUAGCCUCCUAUGCAGACAUCCUUUGGGCUCAUCACGCAAUCUUCCUCACCCAUGAGGAAGAUUGUGUGACGAGCCCAAAGUGCAUCUGCACAGGAGGCCAUAACCUCUGCAUCCUAAGCAGGGCCGAGUUGUUUGAAACCUGAUUGUGUGGUUCCAGAAAAAUUAAUAUCCAUACUCCCCCCACAGAAUGGGAUUGGAAUUUCCUGGGGGGUGGGGAG